Anneissia japonica is the source of this 1782-nucleotide messenger RNA. RefSeq names its product fibropellin-1-like. Lineage: Eukaryota; Metazoa; Echinodermata; Crinoidea; Comatulida; Comatulidae. The annotation marks the transcript as partial. The transcript is spliced from 16 exons. Gene Ontology annotation, molecular function: calcium ion binding. Gene Ontology annotation, cellular component: protein-containing complex; plasma membrane. The record is from RefSeq and is a predicted model, not a curated record. Gene Ontology annotation, biological process: heterophilic cell-cell adhesion; establishment or maintenance of epithelial cell apical/basal polarity.
CAACUGAUCUGUGUUUAUCCUUCCCAUGUGAGAAUGGAGGAGUCUGCAAUAACUUUCAGACAAGUUACAUCUGUACAUGCAGUGCAGGCUGGGAAGGGACUCAUUGUGAACAAGCAAUUGAUCUGUGUUUACCAUCCCCAUGUGAGAAUGGUGGAGUCUGCAAUAACUUUCUGACAAGUUACAACUGUACAUGCAGUGCAGGCUGGGAAGGGACUCAUUGUGAACAAGCAAUUGAUCUGUGUUUACCAUCCCCAUGUGAGAAUGGUGGAGUCUGCAAUAACUUUCUGACACGUUACAACUGUACAUGCAGUGCAGGCUGGGAAGGGACUCAUUGUGAACAAGCAAUUGAUCUGUGUUUAUCAACCCCAUGUGAGAAUGGAGGAGUCUGCAAUAACUUUCAGACAAGCUACAGCUGUACAUGUAGUGCAGGCUGGGAAGGGACACACUGUGAACAAGCAAUUGAUCUGUGUUUAUCCACCCCAUGUGAGAAUCGAGGAGUCUGCAAUAACUUUCUGACAAGUUACAACUGUACAUGUAGUGCAGGCUGGGAAGGGACUCAUUGUGAACAAGCAAUUGAUCUGUGUUUAUCCACCCCAUGUGAGAAUGGAGGAGUCUGCAAUAACUUUCAGACAAGCUACAGCUGUACAUGUAGUGCAGGCUGGGAAGGGACACACUGUGAACAAGCAAUUGAUCUUUGUUUAUCCACCCCAUGUGAGAAUCGAGGAGUCUGCAAUAACUUUCUGACAAGUUACAACUGUACAUGUAGUGCAGGCUGGGAAGGGACUCAUUGUGAACAAGCAAUUGAUCUGUGUUUAUCCACCCCAUGUGAGAAUGGAGGAGUCUGCAAUAACUUUCAGACAAGUUACAACUGUACAUGCAGUGCAGGCUGGGAAGGGACACACUAUGGUGGAGUCUGCAAUAACUUUCAGACAAGUUACAACUGUACAUGCAGUGCAGGCUGGGAAGGGACUCAUUGUGAACAAGCAAUUGAUCUGUGUUUACCAUCCCCAUGUGAGAAUGGUGGAGUCUGCAAUAACUUUCAGACAAGUUACAACUGUACAUGCAGUGCAGGUUGGGAAGGGACUCAUUGUGAACAAGCAAUUGAUCUGUGUUUAUCCUUCUCAUGUGAGAAUGGAGGAGUCUGCAAUAACUUUCAGACAAGUUACAACUGUACAUGCAGUGCAGGCUGGGAAGGGACUCAUUGUGAACAAGUGGUUGAUCUUUGUUUAUCCACCCCAUGUGAGAAUGGAGGAGUCUGCAAUAACUUUCAGACAAGUUACAACUGUACAUGUAAUGCAGGCUGGGAAGGGACACACUGUGAACAAGCAAUUGAUCUGUGUUUAUCCACCCCAUGUGAGAAUGGAGGAGUCUGCAAUAACUUUCAGACAAGCUACAGCUGUACAUGUAGUGCAGGCUGGGAAGGGACACACUGUGAACAAGCAAUUGAUCUGUGUUUAUCCACCCCAUGUGAGAAUGGAGGAGUCUGCAAUAACUUUCAGACAAGCUACAGCUGUACAUGUAGUGCAGGCUGGGAAGGGACACACUGUGAACAAGCAAUUGAUCUGUGUUUAUCCUCCCCAUGUGAGAAUGGAGGAGUCUGCAAUAACUUUCAGACAAGUUACAACUGUACAUGCAGUGCAGGCUGGGAAGGGAAUCAUUGUGAACAAGCUGGUGAUUUAUGCCAUUCCACUCCAUGUCAGAAUGGAGCAACUUGUACAGACUUAGAAACUUCAUACACCUGCGCAUGUACACCUGGAUGGCUUGGAAGUCAUUGUGAUCAAG